Molecule: messenger RNA, 3063 nt
Organism: Anguilla rostrata (American eel)
Lineage: Eukaryota; Metazoa; Chordata; Actinopteri; Anguilliformes; Anguillidae
Gene: avil
Product: advillin
Exons: 20
Coding region: 229-2688 (819 amino acids)
Biological process (GO): cytoskeleton organization; actin filament severing; barbed-end actin filament capping
Cellular component (GO): actin cytoskeleton; cytoplasm
Molecular function (GO): phosphatidylinositol-4,5-bisphosphate binding; actin filament binding
Source: RefSeq, a predicted model, not a curated record
AUAGGAAAGGCCUCGCGCAUGCAAAAACCAGGCAAAUCACUCCAGCCUCCAGAAGGCAAGUCUCUGGCACGUCGCUCGGCAGUUUCGUCGAAUCCCUCCGGACGGCAGCUUCGAACCUCGAGACCGAGACGAGUCGAGCUGACACUUCUGGGCUGGAGGCUUCCGCUUGAACCCCUGACUCCUUCCCUCCAUAAGACUGGAACUGGACAUCUGAAAAUUUGAAACAAAAUGGAGCACACAUUCCGAGCAGUCACUAACAACCCGGGACUAAUCAUCUGGCGGAUUGAGAAAAUGGAGCUGGUUCAGGUCCCGGAGAAGUCCCAUGGGAAUUUCUUUGAAGGAGACUGCUACGUAUUACUCUCUACCAAUAAAGUUGGCAUCUCGUCGUCUCAACACAUUCACUACUGGAUCGGGUCCCAGGCCAGCCAGGACGAGCAGGGAGCGGCCGCCCUCUACACCGUGCAGCUGGACGAGUACCUCGGCUGUGUGCCCAUCCAGCACCGGGAGGUCCAGAACCACGAAUCGGACCGCUUCCGUGGAUACUUUAAGCAAGGCGUCAUCUACAAGAAGGGCGGGAUUUCCUCUGGCAUGAAGCACACGGAGACAAACAGCUACGACAUCAAACGGCUUCUGCACGUGAAAGGGAAGAAGAGAGUCACGGCCAUGGAGGUGGAGUUGAGCUGGAAGAGCUUCAAUCUCGGCGAUGUCUUUCUUCUGGACACCGGAAAGGUCAUCGUUCAGUGGAAUGGACCAAACAGCAACAAGCAAGAGAGGCUAAAGGGGAUGAUUCUGGCAAAGGACAUCCGGGACCGAGAGCGAGGGGGCCGGGCGGAGGUCGGGGUGGUCGAGGGCGACGCCGAGGAAAACUCCCCCAAGCUGAUGGAAAUGCUGACCAGCGUCCUCGGCGAGCGGGCCAAUGCGCUGCCUGCGGGGACUCCAGAUGAGGCCACGGACCAGGAGCAGAAGGCCCAGCUCACUCUUUAUCAUGUGUCUGAUGCCAAUGGUCAGAUGAAAGUCACCGAGAUUGCCACCCGACCCUUGGUUCAGGACUUGCUAAAUCAUGAUGACUGCUACUUCCUGGAUCAGGGAGGCGUGAAGAUCUUCGUGUGGAAAGGGAAGAAGGCAAACAAAGCCGAGAGACAGGCAGCCAUGUCCAGAGCUAUGGAGUUCAUGAGGAUGAAGAACUACCCGACCACCACAAAUCUGGAGAUGGUGAACGACGGGGGCGAGUCCACGCUCUUUAAGCAGCUGUUCCAGAGCUGGAGGGUGAAGGAGCAGACUGCAGGAAUGGGCAGGACUCACACCGUGGGCAAAGUUGCCAAGGUCUCCCAGGAGAAGUUUGAUAUCACGCAGAUACAUGCCAUGCCAGAGGUCGCAGCUAAGGAGCGCGUUGUUGAUGACGGUUCUGGAGAGGUGGAGGUGUGGCGGAUCGAGGACCUGGAGCUAGCCCCUGUUGACCUGGAGACGUACGGCUACUUCUACGGCGGAGACUGUUACCUGAUCCUUUACACCUACGAGGUCUACAACAAGAAGCGAUACCUCCUGUACACCUGGCAGGGCCGCCAUGCUUCUCAGGACGAGGUGACGGCCAUGGCCUUCCAGGCGGUCGCCGUGGACGAGCGGCACGGCGGCGAGCCCGUGCAGGUGCGGGUCACCAUGGGGAAGGAGCCGCGGCACUUCAUGUCGAUGUUCAAGGGCAAGAUGGUCAUAUUUGAGGGCGGCACCUCCAGAAAGGGCGGGUCGGCACCAGAGCCUCCGGUCCGCUUGUUCCAGGUCAGGGGCUCGGAGCCGAGCAACACCAAGGCCAUCGAGGUUCCGGCGAUGGCCUCCUCGCUGAACUCCAAUGACAUAUUCCUGCUGCACAGCGACAGCGCCAGAUACAUUUGGUGUGGGAAGGGCUGCAGUGGGGAUGAGCGGGCUAUGGCCAAGGAGCUGAGCGCUGCCAUUGGCAAAGGCUCUGAGGAGAUUGUGCCUGAGGGGAUGGAACCUGUGGAGUUCUGGAGCCUUCUCGGCGGGAAGGCACCUUACGCCAAUGACAAGAGGUUACAGCAAGAGGUGUUGGAUCACCAGCCCCGCCUCUUUGAGUGCUCCAAUAAGACGGGCCGAUUCAUUGUCACUGAGGUGACACAUUUCACCCAGGACGACCUCAGUGAGGAUGAUGUCAUGCUUUUGGACACGUGGGAUCAGGUCUUUCUGUGGAUCGGAAACGAGGCCAGAGAGGAGGAACGCAAAGAGGCGGUGGCGACCAGUCAGGAGUACCUGCGCACCCACCCGGGCUCCAGGGACCCCGACACCUCCAUCAUCGUCAUCAAGCAAGGGUUCGAGCCGCCCACGUUCACCGGCUGGUUCACCGCAUGGGACUCUUCAAAGUGGAGCGAGGGAAAGACGUAUGAGCAACUGAAGCAAGAGCUGGGGGACAUAGCGUCUGUUUCCACAGUCACAGUUGAUGAAAAUGGGAGUUCUGAGACAGAGGUUGCUGAGGCUCAGGAGGAUUUUCAGACUUAUCCCCCUGAAGAUCUGCUCAAUAAACUGGCCCAUGAGCUUCCCGAGGGUGUGGACCCUGCCCGCAAAGAGAAAUAUUUGUCAGACGAGGACUUCUGUGACGUGUUCGGAAUCACCAAAGAUGAAUUUUUCAGUCUGCCUCAGUGGAAGCAGCUGAACAUGAAGAAAAGCAAAGGCCUCUUUUAAGAGGAGAAUUCCAUUGUGUAUUUCAUUUAUAUUUUUUACUUAUUUUGCUAAAUAUUUUUAAAUCAUGUUUCAAAAAAAUGUUUGGAUUAUAAAAAUAGCUUUCCUGCCUGACCUCUCCUAAAUAUAUGUCUAUUUAUCAAAGCUCAUGUGUAAUAAACACUAAUUUGUUUAGCCUAUGCAUUUGUUUGACUCAGGGCAAUGAAAAGUUACAGGUGUUGAUUCUGUACCCUGUUUUGUGCUUUACAAAUAUCCAUAGAUCCUCAGAAUUGCACAGCACCAUUAGAAAUGUAAAGUGAAUAUUGUGUUAUAAAAUAUGAAUAAAAUAUCAAGGAAACAAACGGGGAGCUGAAACCAUCUGUCAAUGUCUGCAAACAA